This is a messenger RNA of Gadus macrocephalus (Pacific cod), 2474 nucleotides long. RefSeq lists its product as uncharacterized. The transcript has 2 exons. Bases 504 to 2474 code for a protein of 656 amino acids. The record is from RefSeq and is a predicted model, not a curated record. NCBI's taxonomy places the organism in Eukaryota, Metazoa, Chordata, Actinopteri, Gadiformes, Gadidae.
AACGGAGAAGGGAGGGGGCGGGGGAUUAAAGUUAGGGCGCACUGAAACCCUCACCGUAGUACGCAGGACAAUGCGACAAAGCCAUCUAUCCCACUCUAUAGAAAAUAUUGAGAUAUAUAUCGUAUAUCGCCAGUCAGCCAAAAAAUAUCGGGAUAUCAUAUUUUGCCCAUAUCGUGCAGCCCUAAUCUGAAUACAGACGUCGCAAAACCUCUACAUCCAGCUCUCCAACAAGAAGUUGACAACGAAGACCUUAAGGAUGGCACAAGCAGGCGAUUUGUUCACUGAUGCAUUUCCAAUGCAAAAACCCUGACAACCAAUUGGAAUACAGACGCUGCAAACCCUCUCCAUCCAGCUCUCCGAGAAGCAGUUGACAACAACGGAGACCCUACAGAUAACACAAGCCUGUGAUUGUUUCACUUCCUCCAAAUUAAACGACCAUUCAAAGCUCACGGCAGAAAAGGUAUCAAACUUGCAUUUCAUAAUUGUAUCCGAUACACACAGAGAUGGCCUCUUAUUGGAGUAAAAGGAGGCGAGUCUUGUCCAACGCAAGGGAGACAGAGAACGAGAUUUUGCAGCAAUUACAUUUAAGUACAGUUAAUCAGGCUGAAAAUGCCCCCCCUAGCUUACCAGAUCUAGCACUGUGUGGGACAACUUCAGAAUUCGAGAACAGUCCUGACCAAAACACUACAGACAGUGAUGCCAGUGAAAGAGAGGAUUUUAGUGGGUUAUCCAGCUCUGAUGAAAGUGAGCCUGAGGAAAUGAGUUUACAAGCUAAACUAAAGCAAUGGGCAUCAACUUUUGGCAUUACUCUUGUUGCAGUUACCGCUCUUCUAUCAAUAUUGAGAGUACACCACUCUGAGCUGCCUAAAGAUGCCAGGACACUUCUUGGCACACAAAAGAAAAUAGCUGUGCAUGCAUUAGGUGGUGGUGAAUAUCACCAUUUUGGAUUGGCUAAGGGAAUUUUAUCAAAAUUGAAUUCAAUCCAUUUGCCUAGCUGCCUUCAGACAAUUCGGUUACAAUUCAACAUCGACGGUUUACCCAUUUUUAAGAGUUCAAAAGUUCAGUUUUGGCCAAUUCUUGCGAUGCUUGAUUGUGAUUACACAAAAAAACCUUUUAUUAUUGGUUUGUUUUGUGGAACUGGAAAACCAUCUAGUGUGUACGACUACCUCAAAGAAUUUGUCAAUGACCUUACCCAGCUACUGAGGAAUGGAUUGACCUUCAGAGGUAAACCUCUAAAGGUGAUGGUGUGCUCCUUCAUUUGUGAUGCUCCAGCACGUGCUUUUGUGAAACAGAUGAAGUCCCACAAUGGGUACUCUGGGUGUGACAAGUGCAAUCAAGUUGGCGUGUGGCAAAAUAAAAUGACAUAUCCUGAAAUAAAUGCCAGGCUUAGAUCAGACGAAGACUUUGCUUUAAUGUCAGACACAGAUCACCACCUGCGACCUAGUCCCCUUACUGGCAUUGUUCAGAUGGUAACCCAGUUUCCCAUUGAUUACAUGCACCUCUGCUGUUUGGGUGUAACAAAAAAACUCAUUCUUUUCUGGAUGAAGGGCAAAAACCUGGCCAUAAGACAGCCAUCUAAUGUCAUCUCAGCUAUAUCAUCUAAACUGAUUGCUCUCCGUCCCCAUAUUCCAUCUGAAUUUGCCCGAAAACCACGAGAGCUGACAGAGAUCGAAAGAUGGAAGGCUACAGAACUAAGGCAGUUCAUGAUUUACAGUGGACCUGUGGUCCUAAAGCACAAUCUACCAGAAGAGAUUUUUGAGAACUUCCUGUUGUUUUCCGUGGGUGUGUUCUUAUUACUCAGCCCCAACCUCUCUGCACCCAUGAUUGAUUUUGCCAAUCGAGUCCUAACAGCAUUUGUUAAAAGCUUUGGAGAUUUAUAUGGUCAAGGAGAAAUUGUAUUUACAGUUCAUCAGGUGAUACAUCUAGCUGAUGUGUACAAACAGUUCGGUGCCCUUGACCGUGUCUCUGCAUUUCCUUAUGAAAACUUCCUUGGAAAAGUAAAAAAAAUGUUGCGAAAGCCUCAACUACCAUUACAACAGGUAGUCAAGAGACUGUCAGAGGUGCCUCAAACUGUUACUCCACCUCCAAGUAAGCAGCCCCUUUUGUACGAAAUGCACCAGGAUGGUCCUUUGCCUCUGCAAUUCAGUACUGCCAAACAGUACAGAAAGGUAGUAACAACAGAUUUCUGCCUGUCAACAAAGACUGGGAACAACUGCAUAGCAGUAGGACAGGAUAUUGGACUGGUCCAAAACAUUGUGCUAUCCUCUGGUUCAGUCUUCAUCAUCUACAGACAAUUUGGGUACAAGGAGUCCCAUUUCACAUAUCCCUGCCCCUCCUCUCGAAUAGGCUGUUUUCAGGUCCAUACGUUGGUAGAUGAUCUUGAGGUUGAGCUCCUUGGGGAUGUCAGCAGAAAAUGUGUGCUUUUUCCAGACCAAGACCAUUAUGUUGCCAUCCCUCUUCUUCACCAAUCCUAA